This is a messenger RNA of Monoraphidium neglectum, 1431 nucleotides long. RefSeq lists its product as hypothetical. The record is from RefSeq and is a predicted model, not a curated record. Gene Ontology annotation, biological process: regulation of DNA-templated transcription. The coding region runs from base 1 to 1431 and encodes 476 amino acids. The transcript has 2 exons. Gene Ontology annotation, molecular function: double-stranded DNA binding. Lineage: Eukaryota; Viridiplantae; Chlorophyta; Chlorophyceae; Sphaeropleales; Selenastraceae.
AUGAACACCUGCUUGCCCGCGAGACUUCCUGGUGCGCGCCCGCUGGGCACGAGCAACUGCAAUUGGGUCCGGCGCCGUGCGCACCCCAUCUGUUCCGCCAAGCGGCGUGCCGCUAAGAAAGCCGACGGCAGCGACACGACCAACGACGGUGCCGCUACCGGCACUAGUGACGGCGCUGCGUCUGCGGACGCCUCGCCGAAGCGCCGCGCGCCGCCCCGCGCGCCGGGAGCCAAGAAGCAGGUACCCCCCGGGCAGCAGACGUUUGCGGCGCAGCUGUCAGAGGCGCUGGGGCCUGGCAUCACCGCCGCCGACGCCGCCGCGGCCGUCCGCACGUGCAGCGUCACCCGCCUUGACCAGUGGCCGGCGCAGGUGCUCGCGGCCAACGCGGCGAGCCUGUGGGAGCUCACGGAAUGCAGCUCGCGCACGGAGCGCGCGCGCGCCGUGCGCACGGCGCCAGAGCUGCUGACACUGCCCAAGGGCGCGCAGCGGGAAAUGAUAAUGGAGCUGGGGCGUUUCUUCAACACUGCUAAUGAGGAGCCUUUCUGGCAGCUGCGCGCCGGCAGCGAGGCGUUCCGCCGCUACCCGCGCGCUGCGCUCGUGCACCCGUCGGCGCUGCAGGCGCGCUGCGAGGAGGCCGUGCGCGCGCUGGCGCGCGGCCUCGCCGCCCGUGGCGCCGGCGGGCGGGCCUCAUCAGAGAGGACCAUCAAGCACAUGCUGCAGCAGCACCCGGCGCUGCUUGAGCUUCCGGAGGGUGUCCUGAAGCAGAGGGUGGAGGCGCUGCAGAAGCUGGACAUGCCCGUGGUGUGGAUGCAGCGCAUGCUGCUGACGGCGCCCCAGCUGCUGCUGAUCGAGCCCCGGACGCUCAUCGCCAAGAUUGCGCUGCUGCAAGUGGGGCUCGGCGGAGACUUCCUCAUGAACCUGCCAGACCCCACGAUCGGCCGCCUCGCCGGCUACAGCGCCACGCGCCUCGCGCGCUACCCGUUCCUGAAACGCGCCAAAAAGCUGCCCGGCGAGGGAGCGCGGGCGUCCUCUGGCGGGUCGGACGGGGCCCCGGCGGUGCCUGCCUGGUCGGACGCGCGGUUCGGCAAGGACCAUCCAGGGUUUGCUGAAUGGCUGGCCUCAAACCGGGAGCAGCUUGAGCGCGAGUACGCGCCACUCACCUUCCCGCCGCCAGCCGGCAGCCGGCGCGGGCGGAGCGACAGCACAAACGGGCUUGGGGUUGAUCUGGAGGAUGCGACGGGGGAUGGCUCAGCGGGGGAGGGCUCGGCGGGGGAGGGUGCAACCAGCAGCUGGCCAGCUGCCGCACGGGGCAGGGAGGAAGGUGGCAGCGGUGAUGACGGCGAGUCUGAGGCGAGUGAGGGUGAGGGCGAGGGCUCGGUGGACGUGGCCAACGAUGAGCUGCCUCAAAUCGGCUCGGCCAUGUGGGUGUGA